CUUUUACUGAAAGUUGAUUUCCUUGUAGAAAAUAAAUGUGUGGAUGCAGAGAGGCUUGAAGAGUUUUAUACCAAGAAUCAACAGCUCAGAGAACAGCAAAAAGCACUUCAUGACACUAUCAAGGUUUUAGAAGACAGAUUAAGAGCAGGAUUAUGUGAUCGUUGUGCUGUAACUGAAGAACAUAUGAGAAAGAAGCAGCAGGAGUUUGAAAACAUCCGACAGCAGAAUCUUAAGCUUAUCACUGAGCUUAUGAAUGAAAAAAACAACUUACAGGAUGAAAAUAAAAAGAUAACUGAACAGUUCCAGCAAUUACAGAAGGAGCUGGAGGAGCGAAAGCAACAAGCACUGGAAUUAGAAGAAGGAGUAAUUCCAGAUUCUCCAGUUCUGACUUCUUCAUUUUCUGUGGUUAAUCGUAUGAAAAGAAAAAAAGAAAAUAGGCAUAUCCGAUACACAGAACAUACACACCCAAAUGUGGAACUUGUGGAAAGCAACAGUGAGUUUGGAAAAAUUCCUCUAUUUUCCACACAAGUUAACAGUCACCAUGGAGAAGAGAUACUAGUGGCAGACACCUGUGAUCCACAGUUGUCCCCUGUGACAAAUAAACCAAGGGUGGGAGGUUAUCCUGUUCCAAAGCCAUCUUUUAACUUGGCUGCAGUUGUGGCGGAAACAAUUGGACUUGAUGUUCAAGAGGAACCUGAGUCACAGAGCAUGCUGAGUCCUCCACGCGCUAAUGCUGUUAUGAGCCAGGCCCCAGAGAGCAUGCAGUCUGAAGAUUCUAGAAAACAUCCAGCUUCUGAAUCAAGAAAUGAUGACAAGAAUUUAGGUCUUUCAGAUCCAUCUCAGAACACUCCGCCACAUGUUGAUUGGGAUUCUCGGGUAGCUUCUCCAGUUUUUGGAGCUUCUGGCAGUAUGAAGAACAACUCAAGUACAAGUCAUGCCAGUUCUAUUUUAGAUUCAGGAUGGAAGCCUAAUAUCAAAACUAACCUCUUCAACAAUCCUUCCAGUUGCAGAUCUCAUAAAAGUAGAUCAAAAUCUGAAGAUGUUGCUUUUGUUGCACCACUGAACCUUGGCACGGAAAUCAACUCGGUUAUCAGCCAGGCCUCUAUCAUUAGGCAAAUGGUUGUGAAGAAGAACACUGAGACUGUAACAUGUGUUGGAAACACUUGCACAGCUAAAAAUGGGGUGAUCAAGAGCGAUUUCCUUCUUGUACACCAGAAGCAGCUAGAAGGCAGGUGUGCUAAGAGAAGGAAAGCUGAAGAUGAGCAUGCAGUUAGCUGUGAAAAGACAUCCUUCAACAAAGAGAACUCUGUGCCCUUUCAGUCAGACAUUCAGCAUGUUAAUGGGGAGCAUACAGUUGAUAAGCCGUUGGACCUGUCUGAUCGCUUCUCUGGAGUUCGUUGUCAAGAGAAAAAAGAAGGAAGUGAGGACACCUGUAAAAAUAGACUGAAACAGGUGACUCUGCAUGAUAUUUUUUCACAGUUUGGGAAGCCCAUUCCUGAAGUUUCAUCAUCUGUUCAAAAUGCCAGCAAUGAGAGCAGUUUGCUUGGCAGAGGUUUACAAGACGAAUCCUAUGUACAAGAGGCAGUGCUGGGAAAAACAUUCCUGGAUAAGAAAAAACAGAUCCAAAUGAAAGAAGAAGUUCCUCCCUUCAAAGUUGCACCACUGCCAAGUUCUGUAGACACAGAGCAACUUUUUGACGAUGUGAAGGUUGCCAGCGGCCAUGUACCAAAUAGAAAGAAAACAAGGACAGAACAUGGAGAGUCUGAACCAGCAUCUGUACUUCAACCAAACCCUUGUAGACUAUCAAAAAAUCAACGACUGCAAGAUGAGCAAGACCUGAAUGAUAAACCUUCUUUAGAAAACCUCCAGUGGAGCCUAGACCCAGGAGCUGACAUUUCACAGUAUGAGAUGGAUAUUACUGUGAUUGAUACAAAGGGGAGUUCUCAAUCAAGAGUUGGAGGGGAAGUUGUUGAUUUGGAUUAUACAUAUGUUAGCGAAAGUGUGUUAUUAAAAACGAAAAAACAAGAGCAAAACCAGGAAAGCAGUCCAAGAGAAAAAAAAAAUAAUGAUACCUUCGCAGAGAUGUUUGAUCGGACAACCCAUGAAGAAUAUGAAUCCUGCCUACCAGAAGAUUGUCCUUCUACAGGCGAUGAGAAAGAAACUCUUCAUGAUGAAGAGCAGGAUAAGGGAAUGACAGCAGCAAGCAAGAAACUGAAGAAACACGAGGACAAACAAGAUAAAGCCAAGCAGAAAGCUUUUGUGGAGCCAUAUUUCAAAAGUGAUGAAAGAAAGAAUACCAUGUUAGAUUUUCCUCAUAUUGAGGUUAUUCGAAAGAAAGAAGAAAGAAGAAAAUUGCCUGGCCAUACUUGUAAGGAAUGUGAAAUAUAUUAUGCAGACAUUCCAGAAGAAGAGAGAGCAAAGAAACUAGCUUCCUGUUCAAGACACAGAUUUCGUUACAUUCCUCCAAAUACUCCUGAAAAUUUCUGGGAGGUUGGAUUUCCUUCAACCCAAACUUGUGUGGAAAGAGGAUAUGUUAAAGAGGACCUUGCUCCUUGUCAGCGUCCAAAAAGACGACAGCCUUAUGCCGUAAUGUUUUCGCCAAAAGGCAAAGAGCAGAAGACAUAAAGAAUGGGGAAGUAGGGCACGUCAGCCUGAAGAGUAUCUUUCCUGUCCUUAGAUAUUUAUAGUUAAUAUAAACUUGAAGUAUAAAACUAUGUUUUCCACAAUGAUAUAUAAAUUUUUUCGUUAAAUAUGCAAAUUUUAUAAAAUUAAUUUGAAAAUCUGAUGUACCAGGAAACAAAACUAUUUAAUGUAUGUUUGUUUCAUAUUGUGUUAAUACAUUUUGUAUUAAUUUUUGCACCUG
Apaloderma vittatum (bar-tailed trogon) is the source of this 2863-nucleotide messenger RNA. RefSeq names its product retinoblastoma binding protein 8 (gene RBBP8). Lineage: Eukaryota; Metazoa; Chordata; Aves; Trogoniformes; Trogonidae. Gene Ontology annotation, biological process: DNA double-strand break processing involved in repair via single-strand annealing; double-strand break repair via homologous recombination. Gene Ontology annotation, cellular component: site of double-strand break. The annotation marks the transcript as partial. The transcript is spliced from 17 exons. The record is from RefSeq and is a predicted model, not a curated record. Gene Ontology annotation, molecular function: flap-structured DNA binding; Y-form DNA binding; double-stranded DNA binding.